Oncorhynchus nerka (sockeye salmon) is the source of this 3163-nucleotide messenger RNA. Its product is annotated as zinc finger protein 408-like. Lineage: Eukaryota; Metazoa; Chordata; Actinopteri; Salmoniformes; Salmonidae. Gene Ontology annotation, biological process: regulation of transcription by RNA polymerase II. Gene Ontology annotation, cellular component: nucleus. The record is from RefSeq and is a predicted model, not a curated record. The coding region runs from base 219 to 2279 and encodes 686 amino acids. The transcript has 8 exons. Gene Ontology annotation, molecular function: RNA polymerase II cis-regulatory region sequence-specific DNA binding; DNA-binding transcription factor activity, RNA polymerase II-specific.
CUUCAGUGUAAACGGAAGUGAUCAGUAACCAAGAAGAAUUUCCACAUUAGCGUUUUUAUUGUUGAUAUUAAGACGUGUAUUGACAACAUGGAACUCAACAUAUGACUUAUUUAACUGCACAGCAUCACAUACUUACCCCAUGUAGUCUUUAAUUCGCGUUGGAGGCCGGACUUGGUUGAUAGACGUUUUUUUUAGGUAACGCUAGUUAGCUGCUAACAAUGGCUAACUGUAUGGUUUUUCACACUCAAAUAGCCUCCAUCAUGGAGGUGCUAGCAAAUGCAGCCGUAGCAGAUAUCUGUAAACUCGUAGAUGACGACUAUGCAGUGUUUCGUUUGGAAAUAACUCAAAGCCAGAAAGAAAACAGGGCAUUGCGGAGGAAACUACAGCUACUGGAACUAAAGGUAGCACGGGAGCGCGUCGUCGCCAGUCGUCCCAGUAGUGUCAAGAUCCUCGACCGUUACAGAGGAAUAGCAAGAGGUGAAGCACAUCUCACUGGAGGCAACAGGAGCUUUGAAAAGCCAGCGAGACACAAUACAUGGGGAGAUGGCCAACCAAUCACUGUUGAUGAGGGGAGUGGAACUUCAACCCGGCAUGUAAUCGUGAUAGAGUCUGCAGCUGCAGAGGCUGCAGGUCCUGGGGUCAAGCAGGAGAGUUCUGAAGGAGAGGAAAUCCAACAGCACAGCAGAGACAUCCAGACUGGAGCGUCUGGAGCACCCCCUGUAGCCACAGAGGACCCUACCACCGCCCCAGCGCAGCCCAGGACCCGACGCAACAUCAUGGAGGAGGAGGAGGGUCCAGAGGUGCUGCUGGUGAAGGAGGAGGAGAGUCUGAGGAACCCUGAGGGGACCAUGGUCAUGGAGGACAACCAGACUACACCUCCUCCUGAACUCACAGAGGAACCAGCUGAGCAGCACAGGACCACACACAGUCUCACUGAGUCAGUAGACAUGGAGGAUGGUAAGCCUGAUCUGCUGCUGAUCAAAGAGGAGACAAUAGAAGACGGACCAGAGAGCAUUGACCUGCUGAGUGGACUAAAGAUGGGGGAGCAAGGUGGUUGGCUGGAGGUUAAAAAAGGAGACUGGGCGGCCAUCUUGGAUUCCCAGACCGGAGCAGCCAAGGGUCGAGGAGAUGACAUCACCGAGCUGGCCAGGGCCAGAGGUGACAUAGUGGAGUCUGCAGUCCAUGAAGACCUGCUGAUAUCCGGUGUUGCUGGCGGGAGAGAGUGGACCUCUGAAGCUCCUGGUCACAAACCCUGGCCCCGGAUCAGAACCCUGGAUCAGGAGCCAUUGUUAUUCCGUCCCGAUUCGGAACUAGGACCAACCGACGAGGGACAGAGAUUCCACCACUACACAGAACACAACCAGUGGACAGGUGGACUGAACAACCUCAGUCCUGGUGGUCAUCAGAGAGACAGAGGCUCCAGUCAGGGAUCCAAUCUGCAGCCCAGACCCUUCUCUUCACAGUCUCAGUGCAGGGAUGAAGCAGGACCUGGGGCUGAUGGAGAUAGACCCUCCUGUUCCUAUGAUACAAACACCACAGUAUCCAUGAUGAACAGAGCAGGUCAUCUUAGGCUUCAGCCUUCACAGAGAGUGGUGGGAGAUCCCCUGGGUGGUAGUCUAUCAGGAAGUCUUUCUUUUCCUUCAGGAUCCCAUCUAAUGCCUGGUGACUGGGUUCAUAGUAAACCUGGACCUGGGUCUAGCCUUCCUCAGCUGCCUCAUGGUAACCCCACGAAUGCAGACAGGGUCAGGGUGGGCGUUCACCACGAGAGGCACCUAACCUAUAACACAGCACACAAUCCCAUCAACACCAAAACAAUGGCUAGAGGUCAAGGAGGGAGCUCAAAGACUAACCACCUGACGGUGGUGGCUCCUGCUUCUACCUCCUCUGGUGUCAUAGGGUCACAACGUAAGAGGCCAAGCAAUAGGACAGAUUCUGAAAAGCCGUAUGCCUGCCCCACGUGUGGGAAGAGCUUUGCGGAGGCAAGGUAUGUGAAGCAGCACCAGAUGGUUCACACAGGAGUGAAACCCUUCAGCUGUCCCCAGUGUCCCAUGUGCUUUGCUCAGGCUGGUGACCUGAAGAGGCACCAGAGGGUCCACACAGGGGAAAAACCCUACAGCUGUACCCAGUGUCCCAUGCGCUUCGCCCAGGCUGGUCACUUGAAGAUGCACCUGAAGGUCCACACUGGAGAGAGGCCGUUCGCCUGUACACACUGCGGGAAGAGGUUCUCAGAGAGAAGCUACCUCAGGAUACACCAGCAGAAAAAACAUUCCACUCUAUAACAGAAAGUAACCAUUCCAAUCGAUAGCUUCUGAUGUUUAGAUCAAAUCCUGCAUUAAAGACUAAGAUGAAUUUUCAAUGUCAAUCAAAAAUAGCCACAGAUACAUUUGGAAUAAUGAGAGUAACGGAUUUCAGUGUUUAAUAAUCCUGAGUAGAAUAUUGCAUCCAGACAUUGUGUGAUACACUGUAUAACCCUAAACAAGUCUGAUAGAUAGUGUUUGUACUGUGUCGGAUAUAAGAUGUUCACAAAUGCCUGUUUCAUUACUUACAUUCAACUAUUUUUUUUCCAAGAUACUUUUAAUGAGAAAAUGAAUGCAGUUUAUCGAGUUCAUGCAGUUUUUUUGUUGAGAAGUAUGUGGUUUUCAUAUGGUGUAUUUGAAGACUUCCUCCCGUGAUUAAACUUUUCCUGUUGUAAAGUGAUAUUUUAUUUUACCUUUAUUUAACUAGGCAAGUCAGUUAAGAACAAAUUCUUAUUUUCAAUGACGGCCUAGGAACUGUUCAGGGGCAGAACAACAGAUUUGUACCUUGUCAGCUCGGGGGUUUGAACUUGCAACCUUCCGGUUACUAGUCCAACGCUCUAACCACUAGGCUACCCUGCCGCCCAAUGUUGAACAAUACAAUGUUUUGAACAAAAGUUUUUUUUGGACACAACUGCAAACUUCAAGGAGUAAGGCAUUCAAUGAGUUGGUUUGAUGGGAAGUUGUGAUGCCAUUGGCCUAGUGAACAAAAGAAGAAAGGCCCAACCCACCCACUUGUGCUAUGUCCUGGACCACCUAUUAAGAUGUGCCUUUUUGCUAAGUAAAUCAGGUGUUAAGAGGUGAAAAGGAGACUGGAGUGGCACCUUAACACUUGUUCAUGUUUAAUAAACACAAAAUGGGACUUUUCA